This is a messenger RNA of Vitis riparia (riverbank grape), 1545 nucleotides long. RefSeq lists its product as uncharacterized. The record is from RefSeq and is a predicted model, not a curated record. NCBI's taxonomy places the organism in Eukaryota, Viridiplantae, Streptophyta, Magnoliopsida, Vitales, Vitaceae. The coding region runs from base 6 to 1313 and encodes 435 amino acids. The transcript is spliced from 5 exons.
CAGUGAUGAUCAAAAUAUUAUCAUCCAGCGCCGAGAAGAUCGGAAUGCAGCUUAAGAGCAAAGGUGGCGAAACCAUCAAGAGUCUCGAGAUUAGGCAACCCGAGAAACCUAAACCCCCAGCAGAAAGACAAAACCUCCAGCUGCCAAGCCAAAAGAAGCUGAUCAGAAGCCAAAACCUCCAGCAGAGAAUCAAACUCCCGUACCAGGGUGCCCACCAGGCUAUCGAAUUGGAGGGUGUUGUAAGCCAUGCCAUGAAGGGCAUUGUGGUGGACCAUGCCACCAUGGCUGUGGGAUUCCGCGUCAACCACCAUCCAAUGAUGGCUGGGCUUCUGGGUGUCGGUGUAACAGAAGCUGCGGUCGCCGCUGUGAAUUCUAGCAACAUAUCUACUUUGAGUAUUGAAGAAAUCCCAUAUGCACCAUCCUGUGAAUCAUACUCCAUUGAUGUGAUUGUCGUUGUCUGGUUUUUUAAUUCCUUCUCUCAGUUGGGUGUUGAGCCACCUGUAGGCAGAAAACCGCCAUCUCUUGGAGAUACCUUGAAUGGUUCGAUCCUCAAAAAGUACUGGUACGGAACAUCCAGAACAGAUGAAACAGGCACAUUUCCCCCACCAAUUUCCCUUAUGAAUAGUUAUCUGGGCCAAUUGAGCGAUCUUGGCUCUGGUACUGGAAAAUUCUUCAACCAUUUUGUUCAGAUCCCACCACUCACCGCUAUGGCAGAGGGUACGAUUAUGGUGCUGAAGGUUGAUCUAGGGUGUGAACGCUGUUGCAAGCAGAUCAGGAAACUGAUCUGUAAAAUUCCUGAAAUAAAAGAGUAUGCUUUCCAUGAGAAGGACAACGCAGUGAUGAUCAAAGUAGUAUGCUACUGCCCUGAGAAGAUCAAAACGAAGCUUAUCUGCAAAGGUGGCAAAAUCAUCCAAAGUAUUGAGGUUAGAGAACCCGAGAAGCCUAAACCCCCAGCAGACAAGCCAAAACCUCCAGCUGACAAGCCAAAACCUCCAGCUGACAAGCCAGAACCUCCAGCUGACAAACCAAAACCUCAAGCUGACAAGCCAAAGGUACCGGUGCCAACUCCAGUAACAGGGUAUCCACCAUUCAUCUAUCCACCUGGAGUGUGUUGUAAGUCAUGCUAUGAGGGACGCGGUGGUGGCCCCUGCCACCAUGGAUGUAGGAUUCCGCGCCAACCACCAUCUUAUGAUGGAUAUCUGAAGCUAGUGCCAUCCUAUGAUGGCUGGCCUUCUGGGUGUCGCUGUAACAGAAGCUAUGGUUGCCGCUGUGAAUUCUUUACUGAAGAAAAUCCAGCAUUCACCAUCAUGUGAAUCAUUCUCCAUCGUGACUGUCCUUGUCUGGUUUUUUAUUUCCUUUUCUCAGUUGGGUGUCGAGUCAGUGAUCAGUCCUUUUGGGUUCUUUUCUCCUCCACAGCAUCAAGGCUGUAUAGGCCAAAGGAUUAAUAAUAAUGUUUGUGGGCUAAUAGUGUUGAUUCCAUCGUUAGAUGAGUAAGACAGUAAAAGUCUUUCUAUGACCAUUUCCUUUCCAUACUGUUGCAUCUCA